This is a messenger RNA of Striga hermonthica, 1122 nucleotides long. NCBI's taxonomy places the organism in Eukaryota, Viridiplantae, Streptophyta, Magnoliopsida, Lamiales, Orobanchaceae. The record is from the annotation of a GenBank genome assembly.
AUGUCUUCUUCCUCGACCAUUAGAGCUUUCGGCUCAUUACUCGUCAAAUUUUCAAAUGGGUUCUCUCUUAAACCUCCCAACAACCUCUUUCACCAUAGAAUCGGUGUUUUGAGUCUAGAGUUGUCAUCUUCUGCCUGCAACUCGUCUUCUGGCACAUGGGCUUUAUUUCCUAAGCUUAAAUUUGGGAGUUCUGAUAGAAAGAUCUCGACCUUCACUCCUUUAUAUAUGGGUCGGAGAUCCUGCAAGAUUGCGGGCCGAAAGACAGCCCAGGAUGCUAAGAAAGCAAAACUAUAUGCACGAUUUGGAAAAGAAGUUGUAUCCGCGGUUAAAAAAGGUGGCUCAAGUCCGAUAUCUAAUACAGCAUUAGCUGCUUUGUUUGAAAAAGCAAAGGAGCUUGAUAUACCCCGGGAUAUUAUAGACAGAAACAUCAAGAGAGCUUCAGAGAAGGGUCAAGAAGCCUACAUUGAAAAAUUUUACGAGGUUUAUGGCUAUGGCGGAGCUGGAAUGAUUGUUCAGGUGUUAACAGAUAAAGUGAACAGAUCGGUGGCGGCUAUUAGGGAGGUUGUGAAGGACUAUGGAGGGAAAAUGGCGGAUUCUGGCUCGAUCAUGUUCAAGUUCAGACGUGCUCGUGUUGUGAAUAUAAAUGCUAAAAAUGUCGACAAAGAUAAACUUCUUGCUAUUGCUCUAGACUCUGGUGCAGAUGAUGUCAUUGACCCCUUGAUUGAUGAAGAUGAUAUGGAAGAAGAUUCGGAAAGGCACUACAAAAUAGUGAGUUCGCUGGAAAACUACACUGACGUAUUGUCGAAACUGCGGGAGGAGGGAAUAACAUUUGAAACUGAUAAUGGGUUCGAGCUUCUUCCCUUAUCACCCAUCGAGGUUGAUGAUGAGGCUAUGGACUUGAACAAGGAAUUGAUGGCCAAACUGCUUGAGCUUGAUGAUGUUGAUGCAGUGUAUACAGACCAGAUGAAAAAAAACCCCAUGCUGUUGUCGAACAUCGCCCGCGCACUUCGCCCAGGCCACCAACUGUCGCCCGGUGAUGCUCGCAACACUGCUGAGGCCACCGACAACGGGCAAGUGCCGAGACUCGCCCAUAAGAAUUCCACUAUAAAUCACAAACUUUAA